Messenger RNA from Girardinichthys multiradiatus, 7282 nucleotides. RefSeq names its product growth arrest-specific 2 like 1 (gene gas2l1). The transcript has 5 exons. The record is from RefSeq and is a predicted model, not a curated record. Gene Ontology annotation, molecular function: microtubule binding; actin filament binding; cytoskeletal adaptor activity. Lineage: Eukaryota; Metazoa; Chordata; Actinopteri; Cyprinodontiformes; Goodeidae. Gene Ontology annotation, cellular component: stress fiber; cytoplasm; actin filament. Gene Ontology annotation, biological process: protein localization to microtubule plus-end; regulation of microtubule polymerization or depolymerization; microtubule bundle formation. Bases 1004 to 4213 code for a protein of 1069 amino acids.
UUUAUUUUUUAAGAAUUAGGAAUCAUGUAUCCUUUUCUUUUCGAUCCCCAGUCAUGCAGUCCCUUGUAUUUUUCUGUUACAUAAAAUCUCAAUAACAUAAAGCUUGUGUUUGUGAUGUGCCAAAGUUUACACGUUAUCAAAAUGCUGUAGCUAUACGAUAGUAUCCAAUAUUUAGAGGCUCUGUGUCUUAAGUCGCUUUAAUAUGUUCAUACUUUAUCAAUUACAGAAACAAAUGAAUUCAGGAAGCAUAUUUACACUAAUAAAGGACGUGAUAGUUUUGGAUUAUUUUUGAAUCUGAAUUGUCACUCUUAAAGUCAGUUUUGAACAAGAUGAGAUUCAAUAAUUUCAGGAAUAUACUGGUCCAUCAGACACUUUGUUCAGGGCUGAUUUGGUGAACAUAGGGUUAAGUUUUCCUCUUCCAGCGUUUAUCCCUCAUAAUGGGAUGUGCCUCCGAGUCGCUCUGCUGGUUUAAGCUGCAGCAGGUCAACAUAUUCAGCGCAAGAGGCGGUGCGACAUGGGCUGAGCCUGUUUGCAGGGAAAUGAGCUGUGGACUGGGAGCUGCUCAGUGGCCGUGAUUUCUCCCGACAAGGAGCUGGCGGGCCUCGGACAGACAUGGCGACACGUGGAAAUGCGUGGCCGACGGGAACCAGCGGUCAUCGGGUAGAUUAACUGGGGAUCGGAUGAGCGUCGGCACACCAGGACUGAUCCAUUUUUCCGCUCCCACUCCUCGGAACCUUGCGAUGAGCUCGGUAGAGGAAGCGGGUUUCGCAGACAUCCGGAAAACGCAUCCAUGCGCCACGACCGCCCCGCAUCCCGAUAUGCUCCUGACAACACAAAGCCUGUCUUCAAUUAGCUCCAGUACAAAAGCGCACAUGCAAAUAAGCAUGGGUGCGUCAAAACUGUCUUUGCGCUUCGUUUUGCGGAUGAGUCUUCAAAGUGUAGUUAUGCAAUGAGACAGUCGGGGAUGAUCAGGUAAGACUUUAUUGAUACAAAACCUGACAAUAUGGCUGAUCAGAGCAACAUUCAGUCUGCCGCCUCUAAGAGCAUCCGGCCCUUUAAAUCCAGCGAAGAAUAUCUUUAUGCCAUGAAGGAGGACCUGGCUGAAUGGCUGAAGACCCUCUACGAUCUGGAUGUCACCGCGGACACCUUCAUGGAUGCGCUGGGGACGGGCUGCGCCCUGUGUCGGCACGCCAACAACGUGAACCGAGCCGCGCAGGAAUUCCAGUUGGAGUACCCGGAGGCUGCGAAGUCCAUGAAGGUGCCAUCUAAGGAUGUUGUCUUCCAGUCGCGAAAUGUCAUCCCCGGCUCGUUCCUGGCGCGGGAUAACGUGUCUAACUUCAUCACAUGGUGCAGGCAGGAGCUCUGGAUCAAGGACGUCCUCAUGUUUGAGACCAACGACCUGGUGGAGAGAUGCAACGAGAAGAAUUUCAUCCUGUGUCUCCUGGAGGUGGCGCGGCGGGGGUCCAAGUUUGGCAUGCUGGCCCCCAUGCUAAUCCAGCUGGAGGAGGAGAUCGAAGAGGAGAUCCGGGAUCAGGAGAGCCUGCGGGCCGAGGGAGUUCAGCCAGCCGAGGAGAGCUCACCCAGCAGGUGUUACAGUCGGAAGGAGAGCUGUCAGAGUGUGGAGGAUGAAGAGGAACCAGAUCCAGAGCCGUACGUCUGGCCCCAGAAGAGAGUUUUGUGUGACAUGCGAAAUUUGGAUGAGCUGGUACGUGAGAUCCUUGGCCAGUGUUCCUGUCCAGCUCAGUUUCCUAUGAUUAAAGUGUCCGAGGGGAAGUACAAAGUAGGAGACUCCAGUGCGUUGAUCUUCAUCAGGGUCCUUCGGACUCAUGUGAUGGUGCGUGUUGGAGGGGGCUGGGACACAUUGGAGCACUAUUUGGACAAGCACGAUCCAUGUCGCUGUGCUGCAUUCGCUCACCGCUACCACCAGGCUAAAGCAAGUGGCCAAAGUCAGGGAGCCCAGAGCAAGUCCUCCAGUGCCCACUCCUCCCGCUCCACCAGCCCAGGCCCACACUGGAGGAAUGAGGGCAUCUCGACUUACAAACCCACCGACAGGCGCUCCUUGGAGCCUCUCCCUGCUCCGAGUGCCUCCUCCUCUUCCUCCACACGGCCUGGUCGAUCCCAAAACUCCUCUGUACGUAUGGAGGUGGACGCCGCUGGUGCUCGAAGUCUGCUCCCUAAGCCGCCAAGAGAUCGCUCGGAGCCGCGCCCCUUUAAUCCUCUCAGGAAUAAAGAAAUGCUGACAAGACGUCUCUCUGGAGACAGUGACUCUUCUACAGCCUCCUCUAAAGGAGGAGGAGGGCGGCAGUCACUUGGUGGUCCUACACGGCGCUCUGGUGAACAGGUGGUACUGCUUGUCAACCGCAAGGAAGGGAAGCAUAUGAUUGAGAGAGCAGGAACAAGCAAUCAAACCCCAUCUACACAUUCCUCAAAACCCCGUGCACGAAGUCAGUCGCGGGAGCGUUCUUCACUGCCACCAACACUCAAACCCAACCCACCAAUGGGGUCUUCUGUUGGUACACGGACAUCUCGCACAGACAGAGAGCGCUCCGUUGGCCAUGAGGGCCCCCGGAGGCUCCAUGUUCCUCGUUCUCACAGCCAGAGUAAGAUGACCAGCAGCACUUUGUCAAGUGAUGGCAGCCCUGCACACCUUUCCUGCCCUAGGACCUCCCAGCCCCUACCAUCAGAAAGACAAGAGGACCUGGCUAAACAGGUAGCCCCAUCUUCUCCUAGAGGUGGUGUUGGUUUUGGUAAGAAGCAAUCAUUCUCGUGCACUAACUCGCCUGUUAAAGGAGUCCAAGGCAACAACAACAGCCCAAUCAAGAAGACUGUAACAACUCCUAGACCCCAAGCGCCCCGCUCACCAUGCACAGGAAAAGGCAAACCACUGCCCCCUGUCACCUCCGGAGGGCGACAACCACCACACUCAUCUCCUCGCAACUCUAACAACUAUGCCACCCGCUCCCUGAGGCUCUCACAGGCUCCACGAUCUGCUGGACGGGGCCAGCCUAAAAACGUUUCUCACCUGGAGAACCAGGAUGCUGGAGAGGAGGGGCUUGGGUUAGGCUACCAGAUGCUGCCGCCACUGGACCCCCAAAAGGAGCAGGACCUCUAUCGCAGCUUUGAGGCUGAGUUUCUGGCCAAUACCCAGCAGGUCAGGGAGAAUUUUGCUGGUAAGGCUGUAGGAAGAGCAACCCUACAGGUAGUGCCUGCGCUCACUGAGGCUGCAGUGUCUGAUUCUGCUUCCUCUUCCUCUAACUCAUCCACCUCUUCUUUAAAUGUUGGUACAAAGAUUGGAACUCUGCCUGUCCUCAAAGAAUCCAAGAGGACUAACCCCCUACAUUUCCAACCAGAGGACCCUUUAAAUAUACUUUAUCGGCAUAAUCUCGGAGAACUUGAUGGUUUGGGUCAAGCAGAACAUGAACACUGGGGGGAACGUAAAGGGGGUCUCAAGAAGCUUCCAGAAAUUUCUAGCUUAGUAGAGGGAAGAGAAGCUCCAUCUUCUUUACCUGGCCUUAGAGAGACUGGGUCCGAUGAGCUAAUGAAUCACAUCCCCUGCCAACCAGCUAUGGAUAGCAGGAAUAUGAAUGGGGAACGUGGAUGUUCUCCCACAGGUGGGCUCUCAGGUCGAAAAACUCCACUUGGCUUGAGUUCAGUCACAGGAGAUGUUCCCCUAGAAAAUCACCAGCUAAAUCUUCCUUAUGAUCUUGAAAAUGGCGACAGUGGUGAUAACCUGCCACCACCAGCGGGUUGUCAAUCACCUGUACCCCUUGCCCCCUCUGAGGACUGCUCUUUCCAGGAUUCCUCAAGUGAAAACUCCUCAAUGUCCUUCAGCUUGAGUGAAUCUCGCUCUGGGUCUUCUCCACCAUCAUUAAAAAUAACCAAUGGGGAAAACGGACAAAGUGAUGAAGUCCCAAACUCUGAGCACAAACUGGGUGUGAAGUUAAGGCCUCGCUCUGACAAUAGGCUGCAGAACAACCCCUCACGAAUCCCCACACCUGUGAGACACAAAAAUGUUCACACUAAUACACCUCUUUCUCCCUGCAACACGCCACCACUGUCCCGUAAGAGCUCCCAUCCUGCUUCAUGCAAGAACUUGCACCAGAAUCUCACAGACAUGAUCCAUCCUCAGUCUCACUCUUCAGCCAUAGGCAGUAACGACUGCUCCUACCCUGCACAGGGGAGCCUAGACGCUGAAGCUAUAGCACAAAACUGAUUCCUGCAGCAGGCUGUAUGACUACUGUGGAAUAAAAAGGCUUAAGUUUAAACUAAAAACUGUUGUCACUGCAUGUUGAACAAAACUUUAAAUUUAGCUUUUCCUAGAGAUGCACUGAUAAGAAAUUUGUGGCCGAUUUCAGAUCGCUGGAUUUUGUAAAGUUUUGACCUGCCAACACUGAUUUCAGUUGAUUAUGGUUUUUCUUGAAGAACUCUAAAAAAACCAAUGUUCAAAAUAAGGCAAGCUUUAAAAUAGGGGUUUACUCAUUUAAAACAAACACAUUUUAAAGAGUUAUAGGUUGUGUUUAGUAUCUUGGAUUUGCAUGUAGCAUGGUUAGUGCAGUUAGCAUUAUAAGCUGUAAACAGCACUCUCUGUGUGUUCUCCCUUGAAAAUGUAGAUGCUAACCCCAUCUCUAAAAUUUCCAAAAGGCUGCCAUUUCCAGAUCCGGCAUUUUCCAUGACUGACAGAAGCCAGAAGCUCAAACACAUAAAAGUGAGCAACUUUUGGACUGGUUCAAAAUUACAAAAUGAGUGAAAUGACUAGCACCUGCUGAAGUUUAGCUUUUGGAUACAGCAGCCUGCGUUAGCAGCUGACAUGCUUCUCUAGGAAAAAGUUCUAUCUAGAAGCUUCUUACACAUUUUGUGCCUCCUUUUAGUAACACUUAACUGAUACAAAACAUAAAGUCAUCUUCACUCAGUAACAACUUUAGCACUAAAGAGUUUAGUGGUUUAGAUGGUAAUGCUUUUGUAUGGUUUAUAUUUCGGAAAAAGAUCCGAUUUUUAAGUUAUCCAGUGACGGGUCAAGCUGUAAAUCAUCUAGUUCUGCUCACUAACUUAUUUCUAGGUGCAUCGCCAUUGUUUCCCUGUGGAGGUCCACUUUGCUUUUUUUGCACUCAAGACAAUUUUUUUUUAUUUUUACCAAAGGUCUUUAUUUUUAUUAUGAUGUUAUUUCAUGGGGCUGUUUUUGCCAAGUUUUGUUCUCCCUGAAGCACACAUUCUCAUAGUUGACAUCCAGAGAUAGAAAGAGCAUAUGUGCUGCCAUGUGCCACGGCAUGGGGCAGGGCAUAGUGCCAAGUAUUUGAAGCAUUAUCUUUCUAAAACUGCACUAACACUAAACAUAUGGUUAAAUAAACCUUUAUCUGUUGCAGUUGGUCAUCGAUUCUCAAUUUACCUUGGUAGUCAAAAUACUGGUACUAAAACUGUCUGAUUAAUGGUCUUGAUGUGGCGUUUAGUAUAUACAUAUAAAUACAUUUUAAUAAUAGUGUAAUACACAUACUCAACAACAUAGAUUCAGCUGACCUCAUGAUGCAUACACUACCAACUAAUUUCUGUACAGCAGUCAGUCAUUGUAGUCAAGGUUAAUAUUUAUUUAAUACUUUUGUCUAAUUUGGUUAUUUUAAUGGAGUAUAUAGUUUUAAUUUAUACUUUAAAAUGGAUUAAUUAUUAAAAAUAAUAAGAGCAUUGAGAUUUGUGUUAUUUGCGUCUUUGUCACUGAAAUUGAAAAGUUGAGUGCUCCUUCUCUGACCAAACGGCAUUCUAGCAUUUAACAUAUUUGAACAGCAGGACUCUGAUGAGAAUGAAUGUGUAAAUACAGGCUGCGUGGGUGUUUUUGUAAAUAAAAGGCAUUGAAUAUACAGUUUUAAUGUACAUACGUUGCUGUAACAAGGACUAUGCUGCCUUAGCUAUGCAAUUCAUAUAUGGUUUUGGAAAUGCCUUGACAAACUCCCUUUGCCUUAAAUGUUUUGUCAUGAAUUUGAUUUUGAAUGUUUUUUUUUGCUUGAACUUGGUAGCACUACAUUAUCAUAAUUUACUGUUUAUUGUAAAAUAACUUGAAAGUAUUGAGUGUGAAUGUUGGAAAAAUUGAAGAAUAUUGACAAUUUUAAUUGUACAUUACAUUUGAUGUAGAGUUUACAGUCCAUGGGAGACAUACUAAUGUAAUCCAUUCUGACUGUGGUGAUUACACAACCUGGUGGUGACAUCUAGUGGCUAAAUGAAACACGCUGAGGUAUUUCUGUACUGCGUGUGUUUAUAUUGUAACGUUCUGGUGCUGAUUAGAACCAGUAACAAUAGAAUGACCCAAUGGAAAUAAAUGGAUGAGGCAAGGCUCUAACUUGAGUGUGCGCAAAGGGCUUGAAUAAUUCAUGCUGUAACUGGAUAGUCAGGUUUUUUCAUUUCUGAAGCUGCUGUUGCCAUCAGUACAGGAGACCAGACUCCAGUUACAGACAAUGACAUUAAUGUUUUAUGUAAUUAAUGGGUGCAGGAUUUGUAAAAUGAAUUUGAAAGUAGAAAGGUUUUUGCUGAAUCUUCAAAACAUUUUAUAAUAAUGGAUUUGUGUGAAUAAUGUGGAUUAUAUGCAUGUUUUUGCAACACACUAAGUGAAUGGGCUAAAAAGAAAGCGUCAAGCUUGUGUGUAUGUAUGUAUGUACAUAUGGUAUGGUAAUAUGUAUAGAGUUGGAGUAAAGAAGGGAAGGAUGUUGAUCUAAUUUAUUUAUUUAUGGUGUCAGCUCUCAAUGGCCUCAGAUUACUUCUGUGUCCAGUGGACUGUUGGUGAAUGGGGUUUUGGGGAAUCCAGCAAUAUCCAGGAAUUUGUUGAAUUAUUGCCACCUUAAAAAUUUGAAUUACCCUUUAGAAGAUGAUGCACAUAGCCACAAUUUAUUCGCUGUCAGUCCUGUUGGGCUCAUCAUUACCUUUGUUUUAUUUAGCAGAAUUUCGAUUUUCUGUUGGUGCAUACAAAUUUUUACUGGUAGUUUCAAUUUACCAGGUACAUAAACUGUGACAUCAAGAAAACAUGGCAAAAUAUUUUGAAGCCAGUUAUAAAAUUAGUUAUUUAAAUAAAAAACAGCUUGCUUUUUUGUGCACAUUUUGAAAUGUGAUGAGACUCUCACUUGUCUUUAGCCUAAAUCGGUGAAAUUUGAAUGUUUGUAACGUGAUGCCAUUUUACCAAAAGUUGUACAGAUUACUUGAUAUUGUGUAUUAUGUAAGUAUACAAGAGUGAUACUGAAAAAAGUUUCUUUUUUAAUUCUUAAAAUGCUUUCAAGUUAUUCCUCUAAUAAACACUUUUUCUUCUGAA